GUGCACCCACAGUUCUGCGGAGGCUAGUCCAGAGGCUGGCCGGCGCCACCUUUUCUUCCUUCGACUCCGAGAUCUGCCAUUCCUCGCACGCAAAUGUGUCGGCAAAAACACAAUGGCGUCUCCAGACUUACGGAUUGCACUGAUCCAGAUGCACCCGGUGCCCCUGGACGCCGAACGCAACUUCGAGACGGCGUCCAAACACAUCCAUGAAGCCUCCACCAAAGGCGCCGUGCUGGCCGUACUUCCCGAAUACCACCUGACCGGCUGGCAACCCGAAGAUCCCCGAUUCCGUUCCAUCGCUUCCCAGGCGGACGAGUACCUGGCCAAGUACUGCGAACUCGCUCGACGAUGUGCCAUCAACAUUGUCCCUGGCACUAUUCUCAGCCUUUCUGGCUCGGCUUCCACAGGCAUGCUGAACAAGGCGUACUUCAUCAGCAGCUCCGGCGAAGUUCUCGGCGAGUACACGAAGACGAACUUGUGGCAUCCGGAGCGCGAGCAUCUUCUUUCGGGGCCAGAUCAUCGUGGUGCGACUACGGGACCUCAUCAUGAAGUUAUUGAUACACCUAUCGGUCCGAUCGGGCUACUCAUCUGCUACGAUCUCUUUUGGCCCGAAGCCACGAGGGAAUUGGCCAAGGCAGGAGCAAAGUUAAUCAUCAUACCGACCUUUACGAAGAUGGAUGACCCGUCACCGCUGGCACGGUCGUAUAAUCCGCAUGGAGAGGCGCUUUUUACAGAAUCCGCAUUGAUCACAAGAGCAUUCGAAUGUACGGCUGCUAUGGUGUAUUGCAACGUCGGUGGUCCGAAGGAGGAAGGCUUCAUGGGCCUCAGCAGUGUCGUCCUCCCAAUCGUCGGGAGGGUAAAGGGAAGUCUCAACACUGCCGACGAAGGCGUUGCAAUUGUCGAUGUGGAUAUGAAUGCGCUCGAAGUGGCCGAGCAGAACUACAAGAUUCGGGAAGAUCUGUGCAAGAAGACGUUCCAUUACAAAUAAAUCGAUGAUAGACAUUCCGAAGACCUAUACAAUGCCACAUCCUCAUCGAA
Neohortaea acidophila is the source of this 1038-nucleotide messenger RNA. Its product is annotated as carbon-nitrogen hydrolase. The transcript is spliced from 2 exons. The coding region runs from base 113 to 988 and encodes 291 amino acids. The record is from RefSeq and is a predicted model, not a curated record. Gene Ontology annotation, molecular function: hydrolase activity, acting on carbon-nitrogen (but not peptide) bonds, in linear amides. NCBI's taxonomy places the organism in Eukaryota, Fungi, Ascomycota, Dothideomycetes, Mycosphaerellales, Teratosphaeriaceae.